CUUCCCCUCCAGCCCGGGCCGUCGCCAUUGCCGAAGGCUCCCUGCCCUCCCCUCCCGGCGCCCGCGGGGCUCGGCUGCCGCUCGGCCUAGCGGUAGCAGCGGCUGCGCUCCAGCGCGGCUCCUCUUCCCGUCCCGCUUCCUCUUCCCUCCCGUCCCCGCCCCGCGCCGCGCGCUUGCCCGGGGCGGCUCCAGAGCCCGGCGGGAGCUCGGACGGAGGCGCCUCGCUGGGGCGGGGACCUUUCCUCGCCUGGGGCCAUAUCAUAAUCCUGAAUCAUGUCUGAUAACGGAGAACUGGAAGACAAGCCUCCGGCACCUCCCGUGCGAAUGAGCAGUACCAUUUUUAGCACUGGAGGCAAAGAUCCUUUGUCAGCCAAUCACAGUUUGAAACCUUUGCCCUCUGUUCCAGAGGAAAAAAAGCCCAGGAAUAAAAUCAUCUCUAUAUUCUCAGGCACAGAGAAAGGAAGUAAGAAGAAAGAGAAGGAACGGCCAGAAAUUUCUCCUCCAUCUGAUUUUGAGCACACCAUCCAUGUUGGCUUUGAUGCUGUUACUGGAGAAUUCACUGGCAUGCCAGAACAGUGGGCUCGAUUAUUACAGACCUCCAAUAUCACCAAACUAGAGCAAAAGAAGAAUCCUCAGGCCGUGCUGGAUGUCUUGAAGUUCUAUGACUCCAACACAGUCAAGCAGAAGUACCUGAGCUUCACUCCUCCUGAGAAAGAUGGCUUCCCUUCUGGAACACCAGCACUGAAUACCAAGGGCUCAGAAACGUCAGCAGUAGUAACAGAGGAGGAUGAUGAUGACGAAGAGGCUGCUCCUCCUGUCAUUGCCCCGCGACCAGAUCAUACAAAAUCAAUUUAUACACGGUCUGUAAUUGACCCUAUUCCUGCACCAGCUGGUGAAUCUAAUGUUGAUGGUGGUGCCAAGUCUUCUGACAAACAGAAAAAGAAGACCAAAAUGACAGAUGAAGAAAUUAUGGAGAAAUUACGAACUAUUGUGAGCAUAGGUGACCCUAAGAAAAAAUAUACAAGAUACGAAAAAAUUGGGCAGGGGGCUUCUGGUACAGUUUUCACUGCUACUGAUGUGGCAUUGGGGCAGGAGGUUGCUAUCAAACAGAUUAAUUUACAGAAACAGCCAAAGAAGGAAUUGAUCAUUAAUGAGAUUCUGGUAAUGAAAGAACUGAAGAAUCCCAACAUAGUUAACUUCUUGGACAGUUACCUGAUGGGAGAUGAAUUGUUUGUGGUAAUGGAGUACCUUGCUGGGGGAUCACUUACUGAUGUUGUAACAGAAACCUGCAUGGAUGAAGCACAGAUUGCUGCUGUAUGCAGAGAGUGUUUACAGGCAUUGGAGUUUUUGCAUGCCAAUCAAGUGAUCCACAGAGACAUCAAAAGUGACAAUGUGCUUUUGGGGAUGGAAGGAUCGGUUAAACUUACUGACUUUGGUUUCUGUGCUCAGAUCACCCCUGAGCAGAGCAAGCGGAGUACCAUGGUUGGAACGCCGUACUGGAUGGCACCAGAAGUGGUCACACGGAAAGCUUAUGGCCCUAAAGUGGACAUAUGGUCUCUGGGUAUCAUGGCUAUUGAGAUGGUAGAAGGAGAGCCUCCAUACCUCAAUGAAAAUCCCUUGAGGGCCUUGUACCUGAUAGCAACUAAUGGAACCCCAGAACUUCAGAACCCAGAGAAACUUUCCCCAAUAUUUCGGGAUUUCUUAAAUCGGUGUUUGGAGAUGGAUGUGGAGAAGAGAGGUUCAGCCAAAGAAUUGUUACAGCAUCCCUUCCUGAAACUGGCCAAACCGUUAUCUAGCUUGACACCACUGAUCAUGGCAGCUAAAGAAGCAAUGAAGAGUAACCGUUAACGUCAUUGCCGUGGCCUCAUAUUUUUUCCAUUUUCUAAAAGAAGUCUUUUAAUAUAUGAAAAUUAUUACUCUUUUGGGGUUUAAAGAAAUGGUCUGCAUAACAUUGAGGAAAAAAGCAAGCUAUUACUUCCUGAAGACAACCAAGAGAAAAUUAUAAAAUGGAAUGACAACUUUCUAUUGAAUCCCUUGUAUAGGGUCCAAAAGGAAUUGUGGACUGAAUCACUAGCCUGCCUUCUUGCAGCAGACAGCCCAUCAGGGCCACUUAUCCUGCCUGAGAUUUGCAUUUUAUUUUGCUGACUUCAUUGUAGUAGAUCCCCUUCAUUGUCCCUUUUGGAGUAUUUUCGAUACUUGAAUGGCAGAUUUGAGUUUUUCAGAGUAUUUGUUUCAUCUGCUAGUCUUCUUUUCUCUCUC
Ceratotherium simum simum (southern white rhinoceros) is the source of this 2259-nucleotide messenger RNA. NCBI's taxonomy places the organism in Eukaryota, Metazoa, Chordata, Mammalia, Perissodactyla, Rhinocerotidae. The record is from RefSeq and is a predicted model, not a curated record.